This is a messenger RNA of Cyprinodon tularosa, 2933 nucleotides long. RefSeq names its product interactor of little elongator complex ELL subunit 2 (gene ice2). Bases 123 to 2915 code for a protein of 930 amino acids. The record is from RefSeq and is a predicted model, not a curated record. Gene Ontology annotation, cellular component: transcription elongation factor complex. Gene Ontology annotation, biological process: snRNA transcription by RNA polymerase III; positive regulation of transcription by RNA polymerase III; snRNA transcription by RNA polymerase II. The transcript is spliced from 15 exons. Lineage: Eukaryota; Metazoa; Chordata; Actinopteri; Cyprinodontiformes; Cyprinodontidae.
GUAUUUCCAGCAGACAAAGAAGGACGCACGUUAAACAAACGGAAAUCAGGAACAUAAUGAAGUUUAGUUGCAGCAAUAAACGUUUCUUUUAGAUUUCACCUGUUUUUUCCUGACAGUUAACGAUGGAGCUGCAGUGGGAUGAUGACCCAGUCCCAGACGGUCCGUUCUUUACCAGAGAUCUCUAUGACAAAUAUUCACUCUCACCACACAUCAGGGAACUUUGGACCUUUCUUCAAAGUCCUGCAGAAAAUAGCGACAUAAAGCAAAGGUGUGAGAAGGCUGCUGCAGACCACAGCACUCCUCCCCUAAAAGAUGCUGCCAAGGAAAAAGAGAGCGGUUGCUUCGGUAGCCAAGCAUCUGGUGGAGAGAGCUGUCAUACUGAUGAUCCGUCUGCUGGCAAUGAUGCUGAGGAACCAAAAAACAGCAAGAGAAGCAAAAACUCUAAAGGAAAGCCUGACAAGGAGGUGGAUGUUGCAUAUCCUGAACCCAGGCUGCCUUAUCCCUGCAUGUCCAGCCUGACCUGCAAAGACCAGAAAACUUAUUUGGGUUAUUUGAUGAGUAAGAAGACCAGGGGUCCUCCAAAGAACCUCACAGUGCGAAUAAACAAUGAAGUGAUGCAGUUCAUGAUGUACCUGCAGGACGUUGCUAAAAUAUGCGCUGAAGACUACAACUUCAUAACACAGGGAGCAAUGCAGUAUACAGAGGAGUUCUUUCAGGCAUGUUUAGAGUCUGUUAAGGCACUUCCUCAGUUCUACCAGAUCCAUGAAAUGACCAGUUUGACAGGAGGAACAUUUAAUCCAGGACUGGCGCUGACAUUUGAGAAACAGCUGCUGGCGAUGGGCACCGUGAGUCUAACCGACCACAAGAUGGUGCCUGCUGAUGCUCAGCUUGCAUCCGAUUAUCCCAGUGUUUCAUCAGCAAAUCCUCCAGCUAAGAAAGCCAAGGAUAAGCAUGCUAUGAUCAGUAGCGAUGGGAAUGCAGAAAAACUUUGUUCUUAUUAUGAACCUCAUGUUUGCCUGACCCGGGAUGCCUUGCUUAGACUGCUGGACAACCACGGCCCCGACUUUGGCGACCAUUGGGAGCUUCCUGUUAUGGUCAAGGUAACUGCAGGCAAAGGUAGCAAUAAAAGGAAGACUCUGUAUGUAGACUCACCUCUGCUGAAACAGGAGGUGACAAUAAGAGAGAGGAGUCAGAUCUAUCAUGAGGAAAGUUUGAAGCUCUCCAUCUUAACAAAUGGAAGUAAGAAAAUCUUCCAUUUAAUGACUGAGCGACCUGCAGAUGAGCACCAGCUGUCCCAGGAAACGUCUGUGAGAGGCUCCAUGUCUGUGGAAAACAAGGGCCUUGACUUUGAGGUGGACCUGACUGACUUGGAGACUUUUGGGGAAAUUACAAUUAAAGCCCCUAUAAAAGAGAAAAAGAGGCAGCAGGAUGAAGGGGUUCAAAGUAAUAAGCCUACAAGUACCCCAGAUAGGACCAAGUCAAACCUUUCCAGUGAUUGUCUUAAAGCCAGCCGCAGUUCACAGGAGGAGAUUAACACCGUUUCAAAAACCACAGAGAACCUCAGAACAGAAACAAGUCAUCAGUCUGUGAGUGAGGCUGAGAUGCCAAAAACCAAAUCAACAGGUUCUCAACAAAUAUUGGAUGACCAGCCAGAAUUCAUGGCUGAUUCAGAUGAUGAGAAGCUGAUCAUUGAUGAUAGUGGCUCUGUAUUAGCUUCUCCAACAAACCAGUUAAAGCCCCUUAAUAUAGAAAGCUCUACAGACCCCCUAAUUACAUCUCCUGUUAAGCCCACCCUUGAAAUGAUAGGCUACUCUCCGCCUUCUAAGAGGACAAGGUCUAAACGAACCACCAUACAAGCAAAAGCACCUGGGGAUCAGCUGGGCGAGAUCCUGCGCAUGCAAACAGCCAUGUUCAAAUCCGGCAAUGAAACGACUACUCCUAUUAAGUCCCCCAGCCGCUGUGUGGAGCCCCAGCUGAACACACACCAAACAUCCCUGGUUAAACCAUGUGUGUCCUCGUAUUUGAAGAGACAACAGAAUGAGGAUGGCGAGUUUCCUAUGGUUCCUUCUGAGUCUGCAUCUGCUAACAUCCCUACAGAGCACAAAAAAAUACUUUCAGAAAACCUUCAGUCUUGUGCAGAAGAUGAACAAGACUAUGAGGCUCCAGUGGAGGGGAAUCUGCUGUACAAGCUCUACAGUCUACAAGACCUCUUGGUGAUGGUGCGCAGCUCUGUGUCUCUGACCCAUUCAAGAAAUGUGGCCAACAUCCAGAACCAGUUUGUGCCGGUGCAUGUUUUACCCAAGUUGGAGUACCAGCUCUCUUACGGUGUUGAAUACCUCACCAGCAGCGAGGCGUGUCAGCUGUGGACAGAGACAGCGCUUCACUCCAGCACAGUUUCUUACAUUGCUCACAUCAAUGCACACACAUCAAAAGUUGCUCUGCUGAGAAAGCUGCCUGACGACUGGAUGCAGAACAUCUCCUGCGGGUUCAAACCAUCCAAAUCCCUGAAUAUUCUGCACCACCUCUUGAAAAAGUUAACUGGGUUGGACGAAGGUCAGUACCUGGUUGUGCACAAAGCAAGAGAACCAUUUGUGACUCUGCUAAAAGCAACCUGUCAAAAAGGGAAUCAAGGAGCUUACAACCUGCAACAGGCCCACAGCUCUGUUCCCCAGCCACCAAGUUUGUGUUAUCUGCCUUGGAUACCUGUUGAUCCAGCUGUGGUGCUUCCAUUCCACCAGCAACAUGGCAGAGUUCCCUGUACAUUUCCUCCAAAAACAUUUCAAAAGACAGAUGGAGUUAAUGACAAUAGAGCGGGUCAGAAGAAGAACCCAAAUGCCCAGAAGAAGGGAAAGAAAAAAAAACCUUCAGCCAAAUAUAAGCGAUAUAACAAGAAGCAAGUCCAGAAGUCUGUUUAAAAUCUGUUGUCAUGUAAA